UUCUAGGGAGAGCUGCCGGUUGGGACUUGGCAACAGCGUUCAUAAUUUACAAAGCGAAAGUAGCGCUUCUAGUUGCUACUGUGUUCAUGUUGUGCUUUUGGUUGUAAUCAAACUGGCUGAUCACAUAAUAUAACUGUUUAUUACUAGUUAAGACAUUGUUUUAAAAUGUCACGAAAACAUGCUACAGCAGAUAGCCGUAGAAGUACGGCUGCACAAUUUUUUAUGGAUGAAGAAGGUAUGGAGGCUACCACAGCGAAGACAGCGAAUUCUAAAUCAUUGGCUAAACCUAAACAAACUCACGACAAGGUAGUUGAUUUGAUUAAUCAAGCUGUAACAUUACCGAAAGAUAGUAAAAAAGUAUACAACUUAAAACAAGUUCAAGAAUUAAUUAUUCAUAAAGAACCAAAUUUAUUAGACAAUUUUUUAGAUGAAAUGCUAGCAUUUCAACAUGAUAAAUCUUCAGAUGUUAGAAAAUUCAUUGUAGGAUUUAUUGAAGAAGCAUGUAAGAAGGAUCCUGAAACAUUACCAAAAGUAGUAGCAAAUUUGAAUAUGAUGUUGGCAGAUGAAGCUGUUGCUGUUCAAAAACGUGUUAUACAAGCUGCUACUCAGUUAUUUAAAGUAGCUUUACAGUGGUUGUGUAAAGCAAAGACUAUAGAUGAUGUUAUGGAAUCAACAUGGGCUUAUAUGUCAAAAUUAAAAACUCAGAUCAUUCGUCUUCUAGAAUCUGAAAAUGAUGGGAUUAGAACUCAUGCUAUCAAAUUUAUUGAAAUGCUUGUGAUAGUCCAGACAUAUCCUGAUGCUGACAGUCCUAAGAAAGGGGAAAAUGAUAUAGCUUUAGAUGAAGUACCUCUUAUUUUGAAAGUUAUUAGGCCACAUAAACUUGAAGAAGAGGCUAAACAAAUGUUUGAGACUUUAGUUGUAUUUCAUGGAACUGCACAUAUUUCAAGUGUUAAUUUAAUGGCAUGCAUGCAAACAUUAACUCUUAUUGCAAAACAUCGAUCACAGUUUAUGUCUAAAGUUAUACAAGCACUUGAGGCAUUACAUGCUAAUUUGCCUCCAACAUUAGCAAAAUCUCAAGUCAGCAGUGUUAGAAAACAUCUCAAGCUCCAGUUAUUGAUUUUGUUAAAACAUCCAGCAGCUGUGGAUUUUCAUACUCAAAUAACAACUUUAUUGACAGAUUUGGGUGCUACUCAACAAGAAAUAAUGAAAAGCAUGCCUAAACCAGAAAAUUUGAAGAAAAGAACAAGAAUUACUGAAGAUUCUGCUACUUCAAAACGUAUAAAAUUAGAAGCAGAAUUAGAGGAUGAAAAAGAAGAAGAAGAAGAACAGUUAGAAUCUGCACAGAUAUCAAAAGCUGCAACAAAUACUGCAAUUGAUAUAACUGCAGAUGAUAUAAUGCCAAGAUUGACUUCUUUAAAUGUUACUGAUCUUGUUCUUGUUAGCAUGCUUUCAUUACCAGAAACAAUGCCAGCACAGUUUCAAUCAUCUUAUACCCCCAUAGCAGUUGCAGGGACAUCAUCACAAAUACAACAUUUGGCACGAUUGAUUGCUACACAAUUAACAGCUGCAGGAUUAGGAAAAGGUGUUGAAGAAAUGUCAAGAGUACAAGAAGAAGAAACUGCAAUGGAAGAAGAAGUCAAUACAUCAACCAGUCAAACGAUUGAAACUGUAGUGGGUGGAACAGUAGGAAGAGAGAUAAAAAGAAAAUUACCUGUACUUCUAUUACCUACUGGAUCACAGGUAUUUUUGAAUUAUUAUUUUUAUAUUAAUUUAUUUUUAGGAAGUGCUGCAUUGGGUGGUAUAUCUCAGAUAAGAAUAAAAAUUUUAGCAUGUCUAGCCACUCAGUUUAGAGCUGAAAUAAGUGAAAUGUUACGCAACUUCAUUUUUGAAGAUUUUCGAAAUCGUGCUGAUGUUGCAUUUGCUUGGUUAUAUGAAGAAUAUGCAACUUAUCAAGGAUUUAAUCAAAUGUCUCAGCUUACAAACAAACCUUCUAUAGAAUAUUAUGAAAAUUGUUUUUGUUUGCUUUUAGAAGGUUUAUUAUCAAAAGGAGAUCAGAAAGAAAGAGAUAUGUAUGAAAAUUUAAAAUUUUUAAAUAUAUUUGUUAAAAUAGUUAUAAGGAUUGUUUUAAUCAUAUAUUCAGAUAUAUCAAAAAGUAAAAGCACAAGAAGAAUGAAACAGUUAAAUUUAAAUGAAAUAACUAAGCCUUUAACAAAAGAAGACUCUGAUAACCUUGUAAUAUCUGCUGUUGAAAGAAUUUUGAAAGCUGAAAGAAGUGCUGCAUUGGGUGGUAUAUCUCAGGCAACUGUGUCUCAAGGUCUUGCAACUCUUAAGGCUUUAGUUGAACGCCGUCCUCCUAGACAGCAGCAUUUUCUUGAAACAAUAUUACAAUUAUCUUUAAAUGAAAAAAUGGAAGUAAGAAAUCAAGCAGUCCAUGUCACUAAAGAACUACAUGAAAGAGGCCAACUUAGAACACACAUUGAGGAAUUUGCUUUGAAAAGUUUAAAGUAUCUUCUUAAUAAUUCACCACCAGCAGUACUUGUUUCUGAUAGAUCAAGACCAUUAUCAGGGACAUGGACAGAAGAAUAUACAAAAGUUUGUCUUCAUUUAUAUUUAACUCUGCUUCCAAUCAAUCACAAAUUAAUUCAUGAUUUAGCUUCAGUAUAUGUUGGAACUGUUGCAAGUAUUAAAAGAACAAUCCUCAGAGCUCUGGAAAAUCCAGUAAAAGGAAUGGGAAUGGCAUCACCUGAAUUAUUACUAUUGGUAGAAAAUUGUCCAAAAGGUGCAGAGACACUUGUAACAAGAAUUAUUCAUAUUUUGACAGAUAAAGCUCCUCCAUCAGCAGAAUUAGUUGCUAGAGUUAGAGAUUUAUAUCAUAAACGUGUACCUGAUGUAAGAUUCUUAAUACCUGUAUUAAAUGGUCUUACAAAAAAAGAAGUAAUAGCUGUUCUGCCAAAAUUAAUAAAAUUGAAUCCAAUUGUGGUGAAGGAAGUUUUCAAUCGAUUACUUGGUAGUCACACUGAAUCUGGAACAAGCUACACAAGUCCUCUGAGACCAGAUGAAUUGCUUAUUGCUUUACAUAAUAUUGAUCCAUCAAAAUGUGAUAUGAAAACAAUUAUAAAAGCUACUUCGUUGUGCUUUGCUGAAAAGCAUGUUUAUACACAGGAAGUAUUAGCAGUAGUUAUGAAACAGUUGAUGGAACAAAAUCCAUUGCCAACUCUUCUAAUGAGAACAGUUAUCCAAUCAUUGUCACACUAUCCCAGACUGAUUGGUUUUGUUAUGAAUAUUUUACAAAGAUUAAUUUUAAAACAGGUUUGGAAACAGAAAAAAGUUUGGGAAGGUUUUAUUAAAUGUUGCCAAAGAACAAAACCUCAAUCAUUCCAAGUAUUAUUACAAUUACCUCCAGCACAAUUGACUAAUGUAUUUGAAGUGAGUCCAGAUCUGAGAGAACCAUUACAACAACAUAUUAGUUCAUUUACUGAACAUCAGAGAGCUCAUAUACCACAAGCAGUAUUAGAUUUAGUCAUUGGAGAUAGUAAUGUAGAGAAAGAAAACCAGCUUUUGGAAGAUAUUUCACAAGAAGAGCUCCCAGCACACAUUAAAAAUGAAGAAUGCCUGGAAUCAUUAUCUCAGGGGCAAGAACAAGCUGUGCCCUUUGAAGAGGGCAUUGAAUGACUAGAAUAUUAAAUUAUAUGAACUUGUACAUAUUUACUGUAAACAUAUGAUUGUAUGUUUUGAUUAUACUUAACAUAAUUAAGUUCUUUUCACGUCAAAACUUAAUAUUAAAAAUUGAAAAUAAAUUUUUUAUUAUUACAA
This is a messenger RNA of Centruroides sculpturatus (bark scorpion), 3813 nucleotides long. It is a transcript of the gene Sym, whose product is annotated as symplekin-like. Bases 166 to 3672 code for a protein of 1168 amino acids. The transcript has 32 exons. Lineage: Eukaryota; Metazoa; Arthropoda; Arachnida; Scorpiones; Buthidae. Gene Ontology annotation, cellular component: mRNA cleavage and polyadenylation specificity factor complex. The record is from RefSeq and is a predicted model, not a curated record.